Messenger RNA from Gordionus sp. m RMFG-2023, 2563 nucleotides. RefSeq lists its product as uncharacterized. Gene Ontology annotation, molecular function: 7SK snRNA binding; cyclin-dependent protein serine/threonine kinase inhibitor activity. NCBI's taxonomy places the organism in Eukaryota, Metazoa, Nematomorpha, Gordioida, Chordodea, Parachordodidae. The coding region runs from base 115 to 2454 and encodes 779 amino acids. The record is from RefSeq and is a predicted model, not a curated record. Gene Ontology annotation, cellular component: nucleoplasm; nucleus; cytoplasm. The transcript is spliced from 2 exons. Gene Ontology annotation, biological process: negative regulation of cyclin-dependent protein serine/threonine kinase activity; negative regulation of transcription by RNA polymerase II.
CAAAUUUAGUUUUUAUUAUUUUUUAAUAUAUUUUUUUUAAAUUGCAGAAUAUUGCAAAUUUUAAAUUCACAUAGUAAUUUGGAAAAAAUACAAAAAAAAGACUAACAAGAUAUUAUGAGUGCUAACCAAAAUCAAAUUGGAGAUGGGGCUAUGGAUGAUUCUUCACAUGACAACAUUGAUAAGGAUGCCGUAUUACCAAUUAAAAGUACAAUUUCAUCAUUUAUAGGAGAGAAUUGCAUAACAGAAGAAACUACUUUAGAAGGAAGGGAAAUUGAACCUGAACUCAUUGCCAGUAAUAGUAAUGAAACCUUGGAAACAACAAUCAAAAAGAGGAGAAAACGCAAUCGCAAAAAGAAAAACAAAAUGUUACCUAGUACAAACGUGAUUAAUGCUAGCCAACUUGGCACUAUUAGUGAUUUGAGUAGCCCCACUAUGAUGGUUGGUAAUACUAAACACUCGUUUUUCAAUAAAUCUCAUCAUAAACUUAGAAAUUAUAGCAAUCAUCAGUACUACAAUCAACAGCAGCCACACUCUAAUUGUGAGUGUUGUUUCUAUACCUAUUGCAAUUGUUACACAUGUUUGAAAAAUGGGCCUUACCAAAACCGUUUUUUCGUGAACAAACGAUUUUACAAUUAUAAAGUACCCCCCUACUUAAACAAUUUUAAUGAUCGACCUCCCUUCGAUCCUCACAACUCAAGCAAUUCCAUCUUAAAUAAAGAAAUUAAAAGUAAAAUUGAGGAUUCAGCGACUUGCAGUAAUUCGAAUGAUCGAAUUAAUACCAAUUCUCUUCCAAUGGAAGGACCUGAAAACAUCACUUCACAAAUUAAAGAUGUAGAUUCGGAAAGUUGUAAUAAUUCCACUUUAGCAAUGGAUCUAAAAAUAUAUUACACUGAAGAAGAGCUAAACAGAAUCAAAAAUGUAGAUCAUGGCUCUGCCAACAAUACAGCAGUUAAAUUGAAUGCAGAAAUGAAAAAAGAUAUUCAUAAAAAUUCUGACAAAUCUGAAAAUGACGCCAUAAUAAAGACUAGAAUUGACUCUCAUGCAGAAGUUACCAAUAACGAUUUUAAUUUGAGCCACCAUGGCAAUAAUGAAAAUAAUUAUAGAAAUCGUAAACGAUUCUUAUCCGGGAGUUCCAAUUUUAGACCCAGCCGAUAUUGUUUAUCAGAUCAAGGCCGCAUUCACCAAAAUCGUUUACCACGUUCAUCCGAAAACGAUCCAAUUAGUGGCAACAGACACCCUUUUAAACCUAUUGAUUCCAAUAAUCGUUUUCCCACUGGAAAUAUUUAUCCUAUCCUUCCACAUACCGUCCCCCCACCUUUUUUUCACAAGAACGCACCUCCCUUCCUUAACAAAGCCCUUAAUUAUUUCCCAUAUCAUCCUUAUCACCCCUUUAAUCCUCCCCAUUUUCAUAAUUUCAAUCCUCACCGUCAACAAGCAAUCCAUCAAAAUCCUCGUAAACAACAUUUUCCGCCACGUCCACACAACCCUCAUGUCCCAUUUUAUCAUCAGCCGCCUCAUUAUGACCGAUUUCACUGGCAACCUUGGUACAGCAAUAUCGGUAAAAAUUUUGUCUCUAAGAGGGGUUCUUCAAUUAAGUCCUCACGUCACUACCUCUCAGAGGGAAAAAAUGAUUCUUUGAUUUUGCCCCAUAUGCCUCCUAAUCAAGGGGAUGGAUUAAAUGAUAUCCAAGGGCCUUCUGAUAAAAGACGGUAUCAAUUACGCGGUAGAUCUUAUCCCAUAAAAAAUAACUUAAAAACUGGUCGACGUUAUGAUUCCGGUGGUGAUAAACGCCGCAAAAACAUUGCUAAUUCAAACAGUAGAUAUUCCUUGAGAAAUCGUCUGACCAUUAGGCGUGGAACUAAACGGACAGACACUUCGAGAAAUAUCCACCAACCUCGCGGCAGACAUAGCGCCAAACGUUCUCGCACUCAAAUUAUGGAUAAAAAAACAAUUAGUGAAAGUGUUAAAAAUACCCAAAGAGUCGGAGGUAAAUCCACUCCAAUUCACCAUCUUGAUCCUUUGAUCGAAAAUGAGACUAUCCUGCUGAGGAAGGAGAUAGCCCAUGCCCCAAAAAAUGACAACGAGUUUCUCAUGCAAGAUCACUACACAGAUGAGCAUGGAGUUAUAUUCACUCCUUCUUUUGACACCACUACCCAUAACGGUGGCUACGGGCUCCAUAAUUACCCUUCCCAUUUAGAUGACAGCGCCGCUAGUAUGGGCGGUCUGUCAGCCGAGGAAUACGAAGAGGAACUUUUCCUGGAAAAAGAAUUUGCUGAAGAAUAUGAGACCGCUCGAAAUCAGCGACUUAAUUCCAUGACCAAAGCCCAGUUAAUACAAGAAGUUUUGUACCUGGAGGCUCAAUUAGAGGAACGGGAAAAAACGCUGAUCAUCAUGAAAAUUGAAAACGAUAAGAAAGUCAGCAGUAACGACGGCAUCGACUUUGACUGUUUAUAGACAAAAAUUUAAUUAAAAAAAAAUCAUCAUACCUAAUUUAUCUAUUAUAAUAUUCGUACAAAUCAACAUCUUAUAAUAAUAAUAUGUAUUAUAUACUAUAUAUAUAUGU